GUCUCGUCAAUUUUGUGAAGAUGGGCGCAUCCAGCGUGACACUCGGAUCGGCAAUAGCUCUGCUGGUGCUGUUCACCGCUCCGGCGGAAUGUUACAGAUUGUUGAUAGUGUUUCCUAUGGUGGCACCCUCCCAUUACAAUUUGGGCAGCGGUCUGGCCAAAGGAUUGGCGGAGGCCGGACAUGAUGUCACCAUCAUCGCACCGUUUAGAGAGAAAACCAUCCCCAAAGAAUGGAAGUACCGGGAAAUUUACUUGUCGGGUUUUUCAGAAGAAAGAGAUAAGCAACAAAUGAACAUGUUCGAUUUCGGAAGUGCACCCGCCGUUGUGACACUUUACAUGAUGAACUGGAUCGGUAACGAAGUCACCGAAAAGACAUUUGAACACCCUAAUGUUCAAAAACUGCUCCAGAAUAAAUCGGAAAAAUUCGACGCAGUGAUCGUUGAACAGUUCAUGAACGACGCAAUGAAAGUGUUCAGUUAUCAUUAUAAUGCACCUCUCAUUCUCUUCAGUACGGUUGGGCCUAACGCUUGGGUCAAUCCUUUGGUGGCGAAUCCGGCGCCUCCUUCCCAUGUUCCCGAUAUUUUCCUGUCGUUUUCACCCUACAUGACGUUCUUCCAAAGAGUGCAAAACAACUUGUUCACGGUGUUGUCCGAGCUCAACAGACAUCUGCUGUUCUUCCCCGCUCAAGAUCGUUUGGUACAGAAAUACUUCCCCGGUGCACCAGAUUUAAGUGUGCUGAACUACAACAGUUCUCUUAUACUUCUUAAUUCACACGUCAGUGUUAACAGUCCGGCUCCUUUGGUGCCCAGUAUGAUCAACAUAGGUGGCUUCCACGUAAAACCAGCGAAAACGUUGCCCAAAGACUUGAAAGACUUCAUAGAAGGCGCCAAAGAUGGUGUUGUCUACUUCAGCAUGGGCUCGAAUUUAAAAAGCAAAGACAUGCCAAAGGAAAAGAUUAAGAAUUUGUUGAAUGUGUUCAGGAAACUGAAGCAGAAAGUCAUAUGGAAAUUUGAGGACGAUUCGCUGCCCGACAAGCCCGACAACUUGAAAAUUAGCAAAUGGCUACCACAAAACGACAUAUUGGGCCAUCCUAACGUGAAAGUUUUUAUCACCCAUGGGGGAUUGUUAAGUACUACUGAAACUGUAUAUCACGGUGUUCCUGUAUUGGCUAUACCAAUUUUUGGUGAUCAAAAAAUGAAUGUAGCUCAAAUGUUGUUGAAUGGAUAUGGCUUGUCUUUGGAUUUUGAUGACUUGUAUGAUGAAAGUAAAAUUUCUUCCACUUUAAAUGAACUUUUGACCAACCCUAAGUACAGGGAAAAUGCUAAGAAAAGAUCUAGGAUAAUGCACGAUCAACCUAUGAAACCUAUGGAGGCUGCAGACUUCUGGAUCCAAUAUGUAAUAAGACAUAAUGGUGCUACACAUCUUAGAACAGCUGGACUAAGUCUAACGUGGUACCAAUAUAUUGGUUUAGAUGUGUGGGCAUUUAUUGUUGGUGUCUCAUUAAUUUCAUUGAUAAUUUCCAUUCAAUUGUUAAAAAUAAUGUGUGGAAGAAAUAAACAAGAUAAGACUGACAUUAAAAAGAAAAAAAAUUAAAUAAUAUUUAUUAAUAAAAUAAUUUUAUAGAUUAAAAUAAAACUCCAGUUUUUAUAUAAA
This is a messenger RNA of Aethina tumida (small hive beetle), 1652 nucleotides long. RefSeq names its product UDP-glycosyltransferase UGT5. The coding region runs from base 21 to 1592 and encodes 523 amino acids. Lineage: Eukaryota; Metazoa; Arthropoda; Insecta; Coleoptera; Nitidulidae. The record is from RefSeq and is a predicted model, not a curated record. The transcript has 3 exons. Gene Ontology annotation, molecular function: UDP-glycosyltransferase activity.